AUGCUUCCUCUCCACAUAUCUAAGGUGUUUAAAAACCACACACCAGAUACUCCAAUCACAUCCAUCUCUUAUGAUACAUCUGGACAAUACCUCCUCACUUCUGGUACUGACGAAUCUCUUCAACUCUAUGAGAUUCCUAAAGGAAGACAUCUGAAGUCUAUAUACUCCAAGAAAUAUGGCUGUCAUCUGGCCAUCUUUACCAACACUUCUCAUUCUCAAUGUCUUUUUGCAAGUACUCAAGAAAAUCACGUCAUUAGAUUACUCAAUCUAGACGAUAACUCUUUUAUUCGCUAUUUUAAAGGACAUAAGCAGCAAGUCGUCAAUCUAAUCAAUGCUACAAGUGCAACUAGACUCGAAAGUUUCUAUUCCAGUUCAAUUGAUGGUACUGUUAAAUGUUGGGAUAUGAGAACCAACACAUGCACUGCUUCUUUGGGUCUUUCUUCUACCCCCCUCAUAGCUCUUGAUCCUACUAACAGUGUCAUGGCCAUACUAGAGACCGGCUCUUUCCAACUGAGGCUCGUGGCAAUGGGGAAAUUCCCUACAGGAUCCAUCAAAGUCGUCGAUUUAUCUUCACUGUUUAAACAAUCUCUUCCUAAAAAUCUCCAGUUCACUAAUGAUAACAAAUACAUCAUUAUAACUACGGAUUCUACAGAGCAUAUUGUUCUUGAUUCAUUUUCCCUUCAGAUAAUGGGUACUCUUUCCGGCCAGGUACCUUUCAUCUCCAGAAAAUACCCUGACAGUGGUAAUAUUACGGUAACUCCAAGUGGGAAGUACGUUAUAGGAGGCUCUGGAAAUGGCGAAUUGCUAGUCUGGGACUUGUCAUAUCUCUCCAAUAAUACAUCGAUGAAACAGUUAGCUCCUACAAGUAAGCUGACAAACUCAGCUGAAGGCACUCUGUCGAUUCCGAGAAUGGUUCUCUUCAACCCACACUACGAAAUGUUGGCUACCGCAGAUACAGAGGUCUCUUUCUGGACGUCCAAAUAG
Messenger RNA from Brettanomyces nanus, 984 nucleotides. RefSeq lists its product as uncharacterized. The record is from RefSeq and is a predicted model, not a curated record. The transcript has a single exon. Gene Ontology annotation, cellular component: Set1C/COMPASS complex. NCBI's taxonomy places the organism in Eukaryota, Fungi, Ascomycota, Pichiomycetes, Pichiales, Pichiaceae. The coding region runs from base 1 to 984 and encodes 327 amino acids. Gene Ontology annotation, molecular function: protein binding; chromatin binding.